This is a messenger RNA of Colletotrichum gloeosporioides, 3126 nucleotides long. RefSeq names its product putative ubiquitin-like-specific protease 1B. Gene Ontology annotation, biological process: protein desumoylation. Gene Ontology annotation, cellular component: nucleus. Gene Ontology annotation, molecular function: deSUMOylase activity. The transcript has 2 exons. Lineage: Eukaryota; Fungi; Ascomycota; Sordariomycetes; Glomerellales; Glomerellaceae. The record is from RefSeq and is a predicted model, not a curated record. Bases 1 to 3126 code for a protein of 1041 amino acids.
AUGUCUCCUGCUCAGCCAUUCUGUCAUGCUACCUGCAAGCUAACAGCCAUGAAGCAAGACAACUCUCAGCAUCGUCGUCGCCGCCCUCGUCCUUACGGUUUCUUGCGAAAACCAACCGAUUUCCUCGAGCGCUGUGUUUCCCGGGCGCAAAUCCAACCUUCCGCAUUCGAAUACCUCUGGCACCCAUACCCGGUUCCCGGUUCUGCUCUCCUCUACUACCCUGGUCUUGACUCCCGCGACCCCCUCGCUGGCUGCGUAAUUCCUUGCCAGCUGAAAAGCGACGUUGGCGGCCGCCACAGAACAGAACGAACGGGUCAAACCAGCUUGCGCAGAGGUGCAACGUUAGCGAAUCUCACGGUCCGAAAGACUGACUGCGAUACCGAGCGCACACCAGACGAACCAAAAAGCGCCGAGUCAAAGCCCUUUGAGGGCAACGAACAGCUGAGAAGUGAUCGGAAUAGAUUGAUUAUUUUACCGCCCUCCAGAAGGAAAAGUAAUUUCAGCUCUGCGGCAACAACAACGAGCACGUCGCGCAAGCGCCGGGCUCAAGACUCCGAGUGGGAUUUGAUCGCAGGCAUUGCCGACCAGGCCCAAUUUGGUGAGGACUCAGCCAAUCGACAAAGUCCCCUGGAACCGAACAAGCAGGGCGUUGGUCACUCCUACACCUUCAGCCCGUUGACAGUGGUUAACAAAGCGCAGAGAGCCACGGGCCAUACGGCUUGGCUGCUUGAUACCAUGACAUCAGUUCGCGGUGCAGUCACCAAAGUUUCCAACAGCAUUGCUGGCUACGUUUAUCCCCGCAACUAUAAUGCAGUCGAGCUUUACUCUCGCGACGAACACAGUGGCAGCAUCACCACCAAACGGAUAAAACUGGAAUCCCAUCCGGACUCAGCUAGCACCGAAAGCUCACGAGAGGAGCAGCGAGGGGUCGCAUCGAGAUCUCCAAAGACAAACCUUGUUUGGGUUGACGAAUCGACAAGAACGGCGAAUUGGCAUCAAGUUGCUCUGCUCGUACGAGCGUUAAGAGAUAUCGACCGCCGUAUCCAGAAAGGCCGCGCGAGAGAAAGGACUAGCUCACCUAGCUCUCGACCGGAUGACGAACCCCGUUCCCGACGACUUCAUGCUCUAAGCGCUCAUCUGAGGACUCUUCAGCAGACUGCGGCGAUUCUUGAGCAUAUUUACUCCCAUGCGUUCAUGGUUAGGUUGAAGGAGAUAUCGAGGCUUCCGCAACCGACAAUGGACUACGCAACAAACCCGGAUGAGGACCUCGCCAUCUCAGCAGCAAAGCUAUUUCUCGACGACUUGCCUGAUGAGUGUGCCUCGUCUUUAAUCGAGGCAGGGGUUGCACCAAGGGUCAUCAAAGGGGUCAGCGCUGACUUGGAUGCCAUCGUAACGCAGAAACCAAUGCCCGGGCUGGUUCACAAAGCCGGCUUUGUUGGCAAGAUGAUGAAGUUUUUUCGAGGGCGCGAUAGUUUCGGCGUCGACUCCACGGAUUAUGUCAUGCCUGGCAGUUUCCCCAGCAACUUUCCAGAUACACGCAAGAAGGAGCCGGCAGUCUCGGAUGCGAGUAACAUUGCGGUUGAUCCUGAGGAACGGCAAUCGAAGGGAAACCCGUCAAAGGCAUUUAUGCCGGUCACGGAAACGGAUACCUACGCUUACAUUCGAGAGCACCUUGCUGAGAUGGAAACGAAAGGAAAGCCUCCGCACGCGAAAACGAUUGGAGGGACUUCUGAGGAUCCUGUACUCAAGGGAAUCAUAAGCCCAAUUUCCAAGAGAGACAAGUCGUCACCAGCAUUGAAGCGCUUACAGAAAUCGCGAAGAUUGAAGAAAGUGCACUUCUCUUCCCCGUCGAAGCAAUCCUUGCCGUCUCCAGGCAAACCCACUGGCUUCCUCUCCAAGUUCUUUCGCUCUCGCCCCGAAUUAAGCAUGGGCUCUCAACUUCGAAAGGAUGAAGCCGAGAGUUCCCUUAGUGGGACACAGACUGACGGAUCACUCGACAGUCGAAGGUCCGAGGUCACAACACAGGAUCCAGAGACUGAAGCGGAGUCAGACAACACUUCCGAAGACACCGAAAGCGAGGAUACCAUGGCUAGAUAUAGGCCCAGGCUUGUGCAACAUCUAAAUUCGUCCAUCAGAGGCCACAAGUCGAGAGCUCUCUCUGAUGUCAACGAGCCCCCAGGAGUUCCUACAAGAUCGCCGAGCCCCCCGACAUUGGCUGGGUUGAGAAUUUCGGAUGAUAAGGAAGGAGAAUUAGAUGACCUGAGCGCUGCUCUGCAGUUGAUGCUUGAUGAGGGCGAAGCACAACGACGUGCUGAGGAAGGCAGAAAAGCCAAGGAGGCGGAAGAAGAAAGGCUGCGACGAACGGGAGGCCUUCGCGUCCCCAAGAAGCGAUUAGUCAAGUCGCUGUCGACAGAUUGGGCGGCAAAAGUACAAGACAGCAUUCAUGCAGACCCCCAGCAGGUGCUCGCUAAAACGGCCGAAAAUGUGGAAUUGAGACGACACGACUUCCUGAAGGUGGUUCCGGAAACCGAAUGGCUUAACGACGAAAUCGUCAACGGCUCGCUGCUCUGGCUGGAUCGAUACGUCAAUGAAGCGGCAGGCGCAACGGAUGUCAAGUCGACGAAGAGGGUAUGCCUCGCCAUGAACUCAUUCUUCUACAAGAGACUAGUGGACAACGGUGUUCAGAAUACUGAAAGGGCGCUGCGACGGUACGGGGUUACGAAGGCUACUUUUCUCAACCUUGAGACGAUCCUCAUGCCCAUCUGCAGCGGUAAUCAUUGGACAUUACUGGUUGUUCGGCCACAAAAGCGAACAGUUUCACACAUGGAUUCACUCAACCCGCGAGGCACAUCGACACAUACCAAGAGAGGUCUAGCAUGGGUGCAGGCGGUUCUCGGAGACGAUUUCAAGGCAGACGAGUGGCGCGUUGUUAAGCACGAGGCGCCCGAGCAAGACAACGGGUACGACUGCGGCGUGUUCACCAUCACCAAUGGAAUAUGUCUGGCGUUGGGCCUCAACGCCAUCGACGCAUACUCGAAGGAUGAGUUACCACUUCAGCGCCGGAGAAUCGCAGCGAUGCUGUUGAACAAAGGGUUCAAGGGCGACUUUGAUCUAGCUGACCUCUGA